AAAUAAUGGAGUAGGGCAGGGGGGUGGAGAGCGGGGCCAGCCAUCAAUAGAAGAGUGACCUCCUCAGCACACAUGGCCAGCUAAUUGGCUAUUGUGGGAAAGGAUGGGUGGAGAGGGGGCUGCUGCGAACCUCUAGCGACAGUUAAGUGGCCUUUGUGGACAGAAGAACUCUGUUGGAUUUUUGGCUUGGAAUCUUCCCACCUCUUUCAGAUUUUCUUGUUAGAUUCACCCUGUGUCAUUCAGGCCUCAUCUUUCACUUCAUUCUUUCAAGAUGACUACUUUGUGUACUGGCCUCUCCUUUAUUCUUACCAUUCCCAAACCGUAAGGAGACUGUGUAGGGCUUCUGCAGGCCUGAGAAGUGGCCUUUGCUGUUUGUUGAGAACUGUACAAAUGACUGCCGUGGCCUUCACGGCCGGCAGAAAUCGCCCCGCCUGUCUCGUCAGAGUGACAGUGACUGUCUGAUGGCAGAGACGGGGCGUCCUGGCUGAGUUCCCCCUCUUACACAAUACAGACCUCCUUCCUUCCAUCUCCCUUCACCUUCCCCGUUCCAGCAGGAGUACAGACCUGUAGCCACGAGUUAAUGCCUUCUAAAUAAGAAGACAUUGCAUGUGCCAGGUGUCACAAGCCGGUUCAUCCAGCUUGUCUCAUCUAAUACUCCAGGUCUCCUGUGAGGCCCGGCCUGCUGGCCUUCAGGUGACUUGCUGUCGUGAGGCCUAGGUUAUGGCCAAGCUGGAAGAAAGCCCUUGAAGCUUGCCUGGAGAAAGAAGCAUGCAGGGCCCCCUAGGCAGAGGAACAGGCCCUGGGCUGUCCCCUGUGGACAGACGGACACUUCUGAUCUUCACCUUUAUCCUGGCUGUAGCUUGGGGCCAAGUGAAUUUCACAGGAGACCAGGUUCUUCGAGUCCUGGCCAAAAAUGAGAAGCAGCUGUCACUUCUCAGGGACCUGGAGGGCCUGAAGCCCCAGAAGGUGGACUUCUGGCGUGGUCCGGCCAGACCUAGCCUCCCCGUGGACAUGAGAGUUCCCUUCUCUGAACUACAUGAUGUCAAAGCUUAUCUGAAGUCUCACGGCCUUACUUACAGCGUCAUGAUAAAGGACAUCCAGGUGCUGCUGGAUGAAGAGAGAGAUGCCAUGGCGAGAUCCCGGAGGCUGGAACGUAGUACCAGUAGCUUCAGCUACUCUUCUUAUCACACACUGGAGGAGAUAUAUAGUUGGAUUGACAACUUCGUAGCUGAACAUUCGAAUCUCGUUUCCAAAAUUCACAUUGGCAACAGCUUUGAAAAUCGGUCCAUUCUCGUCCUGAAGUUCAGCACUGGAGGUUCAAAUCGCCGGGCUGUCUGGAUUGACACUGGGAUCCAUUCCCGAGAGUGGAUCACCCACGCCACCGGCAUCUGGAUCUCGAAGAAGAUUGCCAAUACAUAUGGCAAAGACCACGUCUUGAAGAAAAUAUUGAAUGCCAUGGACAUUUUCAUUGAGAUUGUCACCAACCCUGAUGGCUUUGCUUUUACUCACAGCAUGAAUCGCUUGUGGAGAAAAAACAAGUCAAGUCAACAUGGCAUCGCCUGCAUCGGCGUGGACCUCAACAGGAACUGGAAGAUAGGCUUUGGAGGAAAUGGUUCUAACAAAAACCCCUGCUCAGAGACUUAUCGAGGGCCCUCGCCUGAGUCGGAGCCAGAGGUGGCUGCAAUUGUGGGCUUCAUCACAAGCCAUGGCAACUUCAAAGCUCUGAUCUCCAUCCACAGCUACUCUCAGAUGGUCAUGUAUCCUUAUGGCCACUCUCUGGAGCCUGUGCCAAACCACGAGGAGUUGUUCAAUCUUGCCAAGGAUACAGUGAAGGCUCUGCACAAGGUGCACGGGAUCGAGUACAUUUUCGGCAGCAUCAGUACCACCCUCUAUACAGCCAGUGGGAUCACGGUGGACUGGGCCUAUGACAGUGGCAUCAAGUAUGCCUUCAGCUUCGAGCUCCGGGACACUGGACAAUAUGGCUUCCUGUUGCCAGCCUCACAGAUCGUCCCCACAGCCCAGGAGACCUGGAUGGCGAUUCGGACCAUCAUGAAACACACCCUGAAUCACCCCUAUUAGCCACAUUACUCAGGCCAGAGCAGUUGGGGUUCACCCCUUCCCCCAAGGCCUGGGACUCCUCCUGAAUCCCAAGUUAAGCAUCCCUUCCCCACACCCUUGUUGGACCCUUAGCAAAUAGAAGCGAGUUUGGACAGCU
Peromyscus leucopus (white-footed mouse) is the source of this 2215-nucleotide messenger RNA. RefSeq names its product carboxypeptidase A5 (gene Cpa5). The transcript is spliced from 12 exons. The record is from RefSeq and is a predicted model, not a curated record. Bases 769 to 2079 code for a protein of 436 amino acids. Gene Ontology annotation, biological process: proteolysis. Lineage: Eukaryota; Metazoa; Chordata; Mammalia; Rodentia; Cricetidae. Gene Ontology annotation, molecular function: metallocarboxypeptidase activity; zinc ion binding.